UUCCAACUGAACCUUAGAGUCAAGAAUCUCAAGACUUUGUGUGCCGGGGAAUCGUUAGCGCGAAUUCUCUAUCAGUACUGGUUUCCCAAUCGGAUCAAGGAUUUGGACAGAUUUGCUAAUCAUAUACUCUCCUAUGGCUCGGAACUGGAUGCAGACCAUCCUGGUUUCACUGAUUUGAAAUACAGAGCUCGGCGUAAAUAUUUUGCAGACUUGGCUUAUAAUUACAACGGAGAGAAAUUGCCAUACAUUGAAUAUACGGAACAUGAGGUUGAGACUUGGGGAAAGGUAUUCAACAAUUUGAUUAAACUAUACCCAACACAUGCGUGUCACGAACACAACCAUAUAUUCCCACUUAUGAUUGAGAACUGUGGCUAUAGAGAGGAUAAUAUCCCNGAGGUUGAGACUUGGGGAAAGGUAUUCAACAAUUUGAUUAAACUAUACCCAACACAUGCGUGUCACGAACACAACCAUAUAUUCCCACUUAUGAUUGAGAACUGUGGCUAUAGAGAGGAUAAUAUCCCACAACUCGAGGAUGUGUCCAACUUUCUAAAGGACAGCACCGGAUUUACUUUAAGACCAGUGGCAGGACUUUUGAGUUCCCGGGACUUUUUGGCCGGACUUGCAUUCCGAGUGUUUCAAACCACUCAAUACAUACGACACCCCUCUAUGCCGUUAUACACACCGGAGCCGGACGUGUGUCACGAGUUGUUAGGUCACGCGCCCCUCUUCGCUGACCCCAGUUUCGCCAAAUUCUCGCAAGAAAUAGGUUUGGCCUCUUUGGGGGCACCCGACGAGUACAUCGAGAAGUUGGCCACUUGUUACUGGUUUACCAUUGAGUUUGGACUUUGCAAACAGAACGGAGAGGUUAAGGCUUACGGCGCCGGACUGUUGUCCAGUUUUGGGGAAUUAGAGUACUGUCUGAGUGGUAAGCCACAGAUAAAGCCAUUUGAUCCGUAUGUGACCGGAGAUCAAAAGUAUCCGAUAACCCAAUACCAACCCAUCUAUUUCUUGGCCGAGAGCUUUGAUGACGCCCAACAAAAACUCAGAGAAUUCGCGCUAACGAUUCCCCGGCCUUUUACUGUUCGCUACAACCCUUACACACAAAGUCUUGAGAUUCUUGACUCUAAGGUUCAGUUGGAAUCUGUGGCCAGAAGUAUACAAGGUGAAGUGCAACUGCUUAUGGAUGCCAUGACAAAGAUGUCAAAGAUUCAUUAAGGGACACAGUGCACUAUAUUUAAUAUUGUAUAUCAUACACUGCACUGACCACUUUUAUAUUCUUUAUUCUUAAGAUUUCAAUAUAAUUUUUAUUAAAACAGUUUUAAGUUUUUAUUUUAUAUGAUACCGUAUUAUCAAUUCAAAAUUUUAAACCCAAUGACUAAUUAAA
This is a messenger RNA of Oppiella nova, 1384 nucleotides long. The record is from the annotation of a GenBank genome assembly. Lineage: Eukaryota; Metazoa; Arthropoda; Arachnida; Sarcoptiformes; Oppiidae.